Molecule: messenger RNA, 417 nt
Organism: Morus notabilis
Lineage: Eukaryota; Viridiplantae; Streptophyta; Magnoliopsida; Rosales; Moraceae
Exons: 1
Coding region: 1-417 (138 amino acids)
Source: RefSeq, a predicted model, not a curated record
AUGGGGAAUUGCUUAAGAAGUAAUUACAACAAAGUUUUGGCAGAAGAUAUUGACAAACAAGAGCCACCAAAGGAAUUAGCAAAAGCCAGCUUUACCACAACACCACAUGUGAAGGAUGUUAGGAGAAAUAAGAACCGGGUAAGGUUAAGAUUACAAGAAGGUAAUAAUAUUGGCAAUAGUAGUGAGACAAAUAGUGGGGUUGUGAGGAUUAAAUUGGUGGUGACUCAGGAAGAGCUGAAACAGAUUUUGAAUUACAAGAGUAGGAGUGGUUCUAACUUCUCUUCAGUGGAACAAUUGUUGAGUGAAAUGAAGAUCGUGAGAGGAAGAAGUGUUUCGGAAGUUGACAAAAGUGAUCAUGGGACAAUAGUACAUGGAAGCUGGAGCCCAACCUUGGAAAGCAUUCCAGAAGACAUUUGA